Hemiscyllium ocellatum (epaulette shark) is the source of this 930-nucleotide messenger RNA. RefSeq names its product probable G-protein coupled receptor 139. Gene Ontology annotation, molecular function: G protein-coupled receptor activity. The coding region runs from base 1 to 930 and encodes 309 amino acids. Gene Ontology annotation, cellular component: membrane. The transcript has 2 exons. The record is from RefSeq and is a predicted model, not a curated record. Gene Ontology annotation, biological process: G protein-coupled receptor signaling pathway. NCBI's taxonomy places the organism in Eukaryota, Metazoa, Chordata, Chondrichthyes, Orectolobiformes, Hemiscylliidae.
AUGCGCGAUCUGAUUCGAACAGUGAGAAAAAUAUUCUACGUGGUGCUCGGCAUCAUUGGCUUUCCUGUCAAUAUAGUGACAGUUGGAAUUCUACUUCGGGGUAACUGUGGUCUCUCAUCCUGCAGCAGACGCUAUCUGCUAGCCAUGGCAAUGGUGGAUCUAUUCGUCGUUAUCAUUGAGAUCAUACUCAAACGAAUCAAACAUGACUUUUUUCCACCAUCAUUCUUGGACAUUACCCCUGUGUGUCGUGUUCACUAUGCUCUGUGCCGUCUACUCAUAGACUGUUCUGUCUGGUUCACCAUCGCUUUCACCUUCGAUCGAUAUGUCACCAUUUGUUGUGAGAAACUAAAAACCAAAUACUGCACUCAAAAAACCGCAACUAUCGUUCUCGCAACAAUCAGCUGGCUGAUUUUUCUAAAAAAUAUUCCUACCUACUUCAGGUUUGAACCUUAUGAGAUCAUUGACAAUGUACCAUGGUACUGCAUGAAUUCAGAUGCAUACUAUUAUGACCCUGUGUGGAGAGGUUUUAACGACUUUGAAAAGAUUCUAACACCAAUAUUCCCUUUCGGUUUAAUACUGUUCCUCAACGCCCUGACUGUCAAACACAUUUUAGUGGCCAGUCAAGUCCGGAAAGUUCUGAAGGGUCAGACUAAGGGAGAAAAUUCCAGUGACCCAGAGAUGGAGAGUAGAAGGCAGUGUAUAAUUUUACUUUUCAUCAUUUCUGGAAACUUCAUAUUAUUGUGGCUGUUGUACAUUUUAUGUUAUUUUGGUAUUGACGCCCCUUUAGAUCGUGAUGGGGAAUAUACAUUCGAAAGAGUUGCAUACAUGCUGCGAAAUUUGAAUUGCUGUACGAACACCAUUUUCUAUGUGUUAUAUUUGUCCAAGUUCAGAGAGAAGCUCAAGAACCCACUGGAAGCUAUUUUUGCUUGA